GCUUUGCUUUCAAACCCAAUUACAUCUCAUUUAUGUUACAAUUUAUUUUUGUUUAAAGAAGUUUAUUAUUUUCCAAACAAGUUAUUUUUGACCAGAACCAUAACAAUUUUGCAAAGAGGGACGCCUGUAACGGUUUUCAAUACAUCAAGUAUAAAAGUAUCCAUUGAAAGGUUUAAUAGCCAGUCAGUUAGAAACGAGAUGAGCGAAAUGAAUGAUGCUCAAAAAAAUCGGAAAUCGAGCACUUGUGCAAGUGUGCGAAGUUAUUUCAGAGAGUAUUGUGAAUCCACCAGUAUUCACGGAUUCAAGUAUUUGGGCGAGACUGAAAAUCGCCCGAUCUGUGAAAGGCUGUGGUGGGUCAUUGUUUUUAUUUUUUGCCUAUCGGGGUGUUCCUUCAUGAUUUACAACAUUUACAAAAAGUGGGACAAAAGUCCCGUAAUUGUCACAUUUGCCACGAAAGAAACCGCAAUUUACGAAAUCCCCUUUCCUGCAGUAACGAUUUGUCCUGAAACCAAAAGUGAUAAAAGCAAAUUUGAUUUUGCAGCCGCUGUCAAACGCAGGAAACAAGCCACGACGAACACGAAAGAAAAGAAAAUAUUAGAUUAUGUUUCAUUCUUCUGUGACGAUUUUACCGCAAGUGAUAAUAAUCUGCCUCUGGGCCCCGAUUUUUUGGAAAUAAUAGAUGAGGUGAAACCGAAUUUUCUUGACCACGUUCACAAUUGUAGUUUCAUGGGGAAAAAAUUGAAUUGUCGCGACAGUUUUACUCCGGUUUUUACAGACGAGGGGAUUUGUUACUCCUUUAAUAUCCUGGACCGGAGUCAGAUUUUUAGCGAUUCAGUUGUUCAUUUUAAGAAUUACCACAGAACGGGUGAAAAUAAUACGACUUGGUCCUUUGAGAAGGGAUAUUUGAACAAAUCGAAAUUUGAUGUUUACCCUCGACGUGCUUUACUAGCUGGAGCUUCAAAUGGUCUUAGUUUACAGCUUACAACUCCGAAAAAUGACAUCGAUUACGAAUGCAAAGCUGUGCAAGGCUACAGAGUACUUCUGCACACUCCAAUGCGAAUGCCACGCCUGAAAGAAGAAUUUUUCCGGGUGCCCCUUGACGAAGCUGUAGUUGUUUCAGUCCAACCGACAAUGAUCGGAACCUCUGAAGCCGUCAAAACUUACAACAUCGCCAAACGCGACUGUUGUUUCCCGUCUGAAAGAAAACUGAAAUUUUUCAGGGAUUACAGUCAAUUGAAUUGUCAAUUGGAGUGCUUGACGAAUUUCACGUUGGACCUUUGUGGAUGCGUUAGCAUUUUUAUGCCGAGGGAAAGAGAAACAGCAGUUUGUGGCACGUCUAAAUUCGAGUGCCUGAAAGAGGCUGAAAGGACGUUACAGACUGAAGGGCUUUAUGAUAAAUUUCAGGAGGGGGGCGUCCAGGGAGGGACUGACUGUGAUUGUAUGCCCCUUUGUACCGACUUGAGCUACAACACGCAAAUAUCGCAGACUAGUUGGGAGAAACGAAACGAGUUUGGAAAAUCCUCGACUUAUUUAUCUAGUCUAACAGUUUACUUCAAAUUUAAUCAUUUUAUAACAAGUGAGAGGAACGAGCUUUACGGCCCCACGGAUUUCUUGGCGAAUUUUGGAGGAUUGCUUGGUCUCUUCACCGGAUUUUCGAUUUUAUCGCUCAUGGAGAUAAUUUAUUUUCUCACUUUGCGUAUCUGCUGCAACAUUAAGAUGUAUAACAGAUGGACUGGGAUUAAUAAACAGUGACUUUAAUUUA
This is a messenger RNA of Tribolium castaneum (red flour beetle), 1762 nucleotides long. RefSeq names its product pickpocket protein 28. Gene Ontology annotation, cellular component: plasma membrane. NCBI's taxonomy places the organism in Eukaryota, Metazoa, Arthropoda, Insecta, Coleoptera, Tenebrionidae. The record is from RefSeq and is a predicted model, not a curated record. The coding region runs from base 199 to 1752 and encodes 517 amino acids. The transcript has 7 exons. Gene Ontology annotation, molecular function: ligand-gated sodium channel activity. Gene Ontology annotation, biological process: sodium ion transmembrane transport.